UCCACUUGGAUAAGGUAGAGCUGCAGCCAAGGACAAGGGGAGAAUGCCACUCAAGAUAGAAGGCUUCUUGUUCUUACUUCUGUUUGGCUAUGAAGCCACACUGGGAUUAUCAUCUACUGAGGAUGAGGGCGAGGACCCCUGGUAUCACAAAGUGUGCAAGUGUGAUUGCCAAGGAGGUGCCAAUACCCUGUGGUCUGCGGGCACCAACUCCUUAGACUGCAUACCAGAAUGCCCCUAUCAUAAACCCCUGGGUUUCGAGUCAGGAGAGGUUACACCAGACCAGAUCACCUGCUCCAACCCGGAGCAGUACAUGGGCUGGUAUUCGUCGUGGACUGCCAACAAGGCCCGGCUCAACAGUCAAGGCUUUGGGUGUGCCUGGCUCUCCAAGUUCCAGGACAGCAGCCAGUGGUUACAGAUAGAUCUGAAGGAGGUCAAGGUGAUUUCAGGGAUCCUCACCCAGGGUCGCUGUGACAUCGAUGAGUGGAUGACCAAAUACAGUGUGCAGUACAGGACCGAUGAGAGCCUGAACUGGAUUUACUAUAAGGACCAGACCGGAAACAACCGGGUCUUCUAUGGAAACUCGGACAGAACUUCCACAGUCCAGAACCUGCUGCGGCCGCCCAUCAUUUCCCGCUUCAUCCGGCUGAUCCCGCUGGGCUGGCACGUCCGCAUUGCCAUCCGGAUGGAGCUGCUGGAAUGCGCCAGCAAGUGUGCCUGACACCUGCGAGCUGAGCGCCUGCAGGGGUGGGGGGUGCAGAGUGGCCCACGGAGACCCUGACACACACCUGUGACAAGCGAGGUGGCAUUUUACAAGUUCUUUUCAGAUGCAGAGCUGGGUAGAGAAUGUUUCUUUCCACUUUUUAAGAUGUAGUUUCCAAUUUAAAUGAGAAAAAAAAAGAAAGAAAAAAAAAUACAUUCCCCACUCAGGGCCAAAGAAAAUAAGAACAAAGAAAAUGUCUCUAAAAACAAUUUUCAUACAAGAGCUUAAGUAGCAGGGGUAAUUGGCUGCUAUUUUUUUGUUUUGUUUUGUCACAGCAACACUGUGAAAGGUGGAGUCCCAAGGGAACACAAAGCAGCCCUGAUCAUUUGAAAUUUCUUUUGCUUUAUUCAAAACAGGAACAUAAUGUUUCAUAAAGCUUGGCUUUGAAUGCAAAGGAGGAGCAAGUGUGAGCUUUCUCUAAGUUUUGAUUAAAUCAUGACCAUUGAGGACUGUAGAGCCCCGGGGACACAGAGUGAAAGAUUUCAGGGUGAUUGGGCGGUGAGAUGAGUCCAGUGGGUGUGAGCCUGUGCCCCAGUUUCCUGAGAGCCAUACAAGACCAAAGGCCCCAGGCAGAAGGGCUUCAGCUGCUGAGCUUUUACCCCCAUGUUCACUGGGAUUGGGGGGUUCCAGAGCUCCAUUACAUACAGCCCAUUCAGGCUGCACGUGUAAGUAGUAGUUUAAUUAUACAGUGGGGCCUUGACUUACGAGUGUCCCGACUAACGAGUUUUUUGAGAUACCAGCUGUCUCUUGGCUGAUUUUUUGCAUUGAGUUGAUAGAGUAAUUUGAAUUAAUGAGCUCCUUAACGAGCUCGGUCUCAGAAUGAAUUAAACUCGUAAGUCAAGGUCCCACUGUAUAUAGGAACGCCAAAUGACCAGAACAUACCAGAAUUUCCCUUUAUCUAGGGCUACUGUUUUCAACAAGCUUAACACUUUGAAAACAGUUGGCCCAGGAGCUAUCACUGGCUACGUGGAGGAGGCCCAUUAGCUGAGCCCAUUACCUUUGUAGGAAGCAGUCAGAACCUAUGUCCUAAGAAGGGAGAUGUGACUACACCCCUGGUGAGCCCACCUUCCAAAUUCUGACACCUUGCCGUGCAACACACAAACCUGCCUGUUCCUGACUGCAACCUCCUUGUGAAGGAAUGGGCGUGGCCUUCUCCUUCUGGAGAAGCUCCUUAAGCAGGGAGUUUGGGGAAAGACAGUCUAAGACUCCCUUGUCAUUUAUAGCUCAGUCUGAGUUUUUGGGUUCUUCCCUGGGAAAGGCUAAUGACAUGGCAGGUGGGCAGGAGAGGAUUUGAAAGGAGGAGAUGAGAGGGGGUGGAAUCAGAGAAUGGGGCCCUUCAACAAGACUGGGGAACCUGACUAUCCUGGCCCUGAUGCAGUACACCCUUUGCUAGCAGCUCAUUUCUCCAAGUUACUGUUUUCAAACACCAUGCUGAGUGACUGGACUCACACUAACAUGAUUCUAGACAUCACAUUCACCUUCUCUGUGAGUGAGCAGCCUCUUAAAAUCCCCAAUCUCUUCCCUGGUGUCAUUGGGCUUAGAGGAGUUUCAUAUUUAACACAGUCUCUUUCUUCUCCUCAUGCUGUAUAUUUGAACCUGGAAAAACACUCUUCCCUGCUCUAUCUGCUCUCAAAUCAAUUCAUGGUGGGGAAAAAUCCUUCUCUGGUCUUAGAACACACAAAUAAAUGCAUUUUGAACAGAA
Myotis daubentonii (Daubenton's bat) is the source of this 2462-nucleotide messenger RNA. RefSeq names its product retinoschisin 1 (gene RS1). The transcript is spliced from 6 exons. The coding region runs from base 44 to 718 and encodes 224 amino acids. Lineage: Eukaryota; Metazoa; Chordata; Mammalia; Chiroptera; Vespertilionidae. The record is from RefSeq and is a predicted model, not a curated record.